Drosophila hydei is the source of this 782-nucleotide messenger RNA. RefSeq lists its product as uncharacterized. Lineage: Eukaryota; Metazoa; Arthropoda; Insecta; Diptera; Drosophilidae. The record is from RefSeq and is a predicted model, not a curated record. The transcript has 2 exons. The coding region runs from base 187 to 666 and encodes 159 amino acids.
CGAUACUUGCUCAGCAGCUUUUGACCAACAAACUUGUGAAAUGAAUGAUAAAGUCGAAGCUCUCCAAAUAUUUCAUAUAAAUUGAAAUGACAGCAUUGGCUAUUAAGGUACAAGAAAGAUAAACGUAAAAUAAAUACAAUUCUAGUAUCGAGCGAGAAGCAUCGUUUUUUCCCACCCACGCAAAUAAUGGCUUCAAAUGAUAUUGAUUUCAAUGACGAGUUUGAGAAAUACCUGAGUCGUAUGUUCUAUAUCAAGCCAUGUGAAGUGACAUCUAAAUGUGAUGAGUCGAACGUUGAGUAUUUUGGAGUACUGAGUCUAACUGAUGUCCGAUCACCGGACCGCAAAUUGUGGUACAUUUAUUAUUCCAAGCAACCAGAGGUCGAUGAAACCCUAAGUCGCAUUUUCCAUAAAUACGGCAAAAAGAAUAUGUGUGAAAUAUUUCGAAAACAUACCUUUAGUGGGGUUGGAUUGCGUGCCAGAGUAAAAGCCUUUUUCUACGAGAAGAGGUGGCAUGUGAAAGGCAAUUUACUGGAGGCUCCAGCUAAAAGCUCCUUCAACAACGAUCAAAUGAUUAAAAUAAUCACAGACCUGCAUCAUGAAGAACGGAAAAUGCUGUAUAGUUUUUUGUGUAUGAAACACAAUGGCGUCAGGACUUACUUCCAUUAAUGUAAUUACUAUUUGUUACUUUAACAUUUACAAUCUCUGUGAUUCAUAUACAUAUGUAAAAUUUAAGUACCAAAUUUUGUCAUAUUAAUCGAUUAUCUAAGCAUUUCUUAAUAAAA